Messenger RNA from Besnoitia besnoiti, 3906 nucleotides. Its product is annotated as 3'5'-cyclic nucleotide phosphodiesterase domain-containing protein. The record is from RefSeq and is a predicted model, not a curated record. The transcript has 17 exons. Gene Ontology annotation, biological process: signal transduction. NCBI's taxonomy places the organism in Eukaryota, Apicomplexa, Conoidasida, Eucoccidiorida, Sarcocystidae. Gene Ontology annotation, molecular function: 3',5'-cyclic-nucleotide phosphodiesterase activity. The coding region runs from base 1 to 3906 and encodes 1301 amino acids.
AUGCCGGGACGGCACAGAUCUGUGGCCUCUUCCGCCGAGAAGAGUGCCGGCGACCGUGGAGACAUGGAGGACGUCGAGAUGGGGGCGCGCCUGGAAUCAGGCGGCGACGCCGCGCCAGACGAAAACACCAAACUGAAGGAGAGGCAGCGCGUGGCGGACGACUUUGGCAACUCCGACACGAACGUCAACGUCGCCUCUCGCGACGGCUUCGAUGAGAUGAGCUGCUUUUCCUCGCGCGCGCCGGCGCCGGCGCCCAAGUCCCUCUGUGCGCGGGGAUGUAUGGGCCGCAUCUGUGAGCGCGUCCAGGCGUUUCUGCUAGAUAUUUUCCGAAGUGAAAUGGACUUCGACACAGCGUACACGCAUGCGCAAGCGCGCACCAUGGGCCUUAGCAACUCGAUGUCUCGGACGGAAACUGGGGGCACGGGCGCGUCCAAGAAGUACUUGCACCUCUGUCCGCUGCGGUUCAGAGACCGUAACUUGGAGACGGAGUACGGGCAAAUAUGCGGUCACCUCUUCAUCGGACGCGACUUCCUCGUGCUCUGCUUCACGACGUUCGUCAUCAUCCCCGUGGCUUGGUACCUCGGCUCCUACUGCUUUGACUCCAUCGAACUGCGCGACCACUCCUCCGGCGCCUGGAUUGCCUUCCAUGCCGCCUGCGCCGUCAACCUGGGGGUCAGUCUUGGUUCCCUCUUGAUGAUCCUCUUUCCAGGGAUUUGCUCCUGCACGCGCGGCCACUACGAAUCCUUCUCGUACAUCCUUGUCUUCCUGUGGAUGUCGGUGCUGAUGGUGGUCAUGGCCACGUUCCCCAAGCUCGUGACGGCGCCCGAACCGCGCGAACUCUUGUUCGGCGACACACACAGCCAACUGGCGCAGGAGGUCGUUCAGCUCGCGCCGCCCUGUCGUGUGCUGAGAGGGAACCAGGCCCUCGGGAGCUUCGUUGAAUCUGUGGGAGAAUUUCCAGAGAACUUCGCAGAGGAGGUCCAAACGUGCGUAAGGGAUCCGACGUGCCUCUCGGGCGCCUUCGAACUCGUCUCUCUCAACGCCAAGAGCUGCCGCCAACAGUACUUCUUUAUUAAGGAUCAACGCAUUUUGGACAAUAUCAACGACGCGCUGUGGCUGCCCUUCGCCAUGUACAUUACAUACAUCAAGCGCACGCUGCACGUUUUCAAGGUCCCGAUUAUCGCGCUCGCGUUGAUCAUCAUUCACUUUGGAACGGGCAUGAUGUUCAUGGACAGCUUGUCGCCCUCGCGCACGAAAUUAACCGUCGUCUUGCACGUCAUCGUGGUGCCGAUCUGCGCUCUGCCCUUCAUUAUCCUCCAGUCCACGUAUCCCACGAUCAUUCCCGUCCAAGAGGCGAUGCUUUUCUUUUUUUCCUUUACGUUUGUCGCGUUAGCCGGCUAUGCUGGGCGCUACGCGCAGGAAUUUCAACAUCGGCUUCUCAUCUGCACGUGGCGUGUGACCAGCAAGCGGCUGUCGGCGCUGCACGAUAAGAUAAAGCAGCAGAAAAAGCAGAAGAAAAGCUCUACAGCCGUGGAGGAACUCAUCUCUCAAGUCAAAGAGUGCCAAGGACUGUGUGCGAUGGCGAGGAGCCGCGGGCGUCGGGCGGACGUCAUGGAGGAGCUCGUUCAGAUGGAGAAGCUCCUUGAAGGCAUUCUGGAGACGCUGACGCAGACGGACAACUUGUACUCUGUUAAGUUCACUGAUGACGCCCGCACGAACGAGGUGCAACGCCAGUUCAUUGAGCUGUACCACAACCCAGACAAGCGCCGGCCGCAGCUCAUUCAGGCGUCGACGCUGAAAGGCGCACAGAAGCGCCUCGCCUCCGCCGCACCGGACUCGCUGUGGUCUUCCAUUAACUCUGGAGGCUUGCAGGCGAUUUCGAGUCAAAUGAGCACGCCGACUGGAGACUCUCAAGGCCUGGUGGGCCCGAAGGGCAGCGCCACAGGGCCCGUAAUGGGCUUGGAGUUCAGCUCAGGCUUCGACGCGCUGACUAGCGUCCACGAUAGCGGGUCUUCCAGCUUGGUCUUCAAGACGCUGCCGAUGCCCGAGCAGACGAAUCUUUUGCUCACAACUGUCGGAAUUGACUGGGACUUUGACAUGCUCAAGCUGAGUCAAGAAACCGAAAACAUCAUCGUCGAGGUCGGCUACGCCCUGCUCUGCAGACUCGUCACGGACUGGGGCUGCGAGGACGUGCGCCUCAUUCGCUUCCUGACAUCGAUUCAGUCGCAGUACCUCACAAAUCCGUACCACAACAAAAUCCACGGCGCCGAAGUCGCGCAUCUCACCGAGUGCCUCACGCGAAUGCUGAACGCACAGAGAAACAUGAACUCCGUCGACAAAGUCACCCUAACUGUGGCGUCGAUUUGCCACGACGUUGGACAUCCCGGAAGGAAUAAUCAGUUUUUCAUCAACGCCUUCGAUCCUCUGGCCGUCAUUUACAACGACAUUGCCGUACUCGAGAACUUUCACAGCUGCUUGACCUUCAGGACGCUGGAAAACAAGGAAUGCAAUAUUUUCUCCAACCUCGAAGACAGCGACUUCCGAUACGUGCGGCAGUACCUCAUCGAGUGCAUCCUCGCCACGGACAUGAAGCAACACUUCGAGAGUAUCUCCCGUUUUCGCAUUCGGCGAAGCUCUCCCGAGUUCAACUACGUGAAAAACGUCGAAGAUCGCUGGCUGGUUGCCCGAAUGUGCGUGAAGGUCGCCGACAUAGGACACUCCAGCGUGCCGUGGCCGCAGCACUUUGACUGGUCCUGCCGAGUAGUUGAGGAGUUCUAUCUGCAGGGUGACGAAGAACGCGCCAAGGGCAUGGCUGUCUCGCCUCUCUGCGACCGCGAGAAGCACAUGGACAUGGCCAAGUCGCAGGGCGGUUUCUUGGAGUUCGUCGUCAAGCCGCUGAUCAAGGAACUGGAGGAAAUCGAUCCAUUCGGCCGCGUUGCCGCGGAGAUUUCCGCAAACAUUGAGAUCAACACCAAGAAGUGGACUGCACUUCAGGCAGAGGGCGUCGAGAUCCAGCUGACGCCUCACACCGCACUCGACGGCGCGGAGAAGAACACGGUCACGAUGUACGCAGUCCGCAGGAUCGCAGGCCUUCGCGGGCACCCGAAACGGACUCUGCCGGCGUCGAACGCGGCGGCCUCCGGCCCGGAGGACGCGAAGAAGACAGAACCCGGGCGCAGCCGCACGAUGCUGCACACGGUCUCCUCUGUGCCCGAUGUGAUUCGAAAGCACCUUGCGGAGCCGGACUCGAAGGAGGGCGAGCAUGCAAAGCCCGACGGCGAGCAGCGCGAGAAAUCAGUCGAGUUCAGCCAAGACGCGAACAGCCAGCGCCCCGCGAGCGCGCCGGCGCGCGAGUCACUCCCAAGCACGGUCUCCUCCGGCAGCAACGGGCGGGCCUCGAACGCGGGCUUGAACCUCACGUUCGCCGCCUCAGACACAGUGACGGUCCCCGACACGCCGCGGACCUCGCAGAGCCGCUUCGGGACCUUCAGCUCCAGCGGGCCUGGAGACACCGUGCGCGGCACGAGCCUCGCCGCGAGCUCGAGCAACUUCGAAGAAGAGCAGCGCGUUGCCGUCGCGAGUCGACGCGCGGAAGGCGCUGAAAAGGCUAAGUCGCAGACCCGCGAGAGCUCCGCCGCGUCCGAGAGCGCGCAGGGCUCUCGACAGCAGAGCAAGGGCUCGUCCAAAGAGGCGCCCCGCGUGAGCUUCCACGGAGAUUACUCCGACAACGAAGACAGCAGCUACGAAUCCUCAGACUCCAGCAGCCUCCGGAAAGACGCUUCGCGCGAAUCGAACUCGUUCGAUGAACCUCCGCAGCGGCCGAAGAGAGGGGGUCGAUCUGAAAUCAAGAUGUUCGAGUCCCUGGUUACGGUGCGCGACAAGGAUUCGUUUCCACACAAGAAGUAG